AUGGCUGCCCCGCGGGACCUGGCAUCUGACUCUGCCCCGGCUGCAGAAGCAGUCGCCCCGGUUACGUGGGUGCCGAGGGCUCGGGCCCCCGCCUCGGCGCUUCACACCCACCCCUGUGAGGCGGUGGCCGUCUCAGAGCGGGCGGCAGCAUGCAUGCUGUGUCGCCGGGCAGAGGCUGAUCCGGAUAUCUGUGGGCGCAAACUGGAGAAGCAAGGGCUCUGGGCCCAUGAGUUUUGCCUGUUUUUCGGCAAUGGGAUUUUUCAGCUACGGAGUAUGGAUGGGGUUCAUCUUGUGGAUAUUAGACGCACAAUCGAGCAGGCAACUUGGAAGGACUGCUUCGUCUGUGGCAAGAGUGGGGCCACCAUCACCUGCCGGGAGACAGGCUGCAACCGCAGCUUCCAUCUCCCCUGUGCCGUGGAGGGUGAAUGCAUCACCCAGUACUUUGGGCUCUACAGGUCCUUCUGCUGGGAGCACCGCCCAGAGCAGGCAGUGGAGGCUGCUCCGGAGGAGACCACCACCUGCCUCAUGUGCAUGGACUCUGUGGGGCACAGAAAGUCCUACAGCACCAUGGUGUGCCCAGCCUGCAAACACGCCUGGUUCCACAGGGGCUGCAUCCAGAAACAGGCUACCCACGCUGGCUUCUCCUGCUUCUGCUGCCCACAUUGUAAAAAUGAACAUCGAUUUCUGAUGGAAAUGCUCAACAUGGGACUCCGAAUCCCCAGGAGAGGACCAUCAUGGGAGGAAAACAGUGCCUAUGAAGAAUUAUAUGAGAGGCACAGCCGCUGCGAUGCCAGUCAGUGCCUUUGUCCAGGAGGCAGGGAGCGGACAGAGGAAGAGGGGCCCUGGCAACUGCUCCUGUGCUGCUCCUGCGCUGCCGAGGGCACCCACAGACGCUGCUCCAACUUGAAGCACAGCACGGCCAGCUGGGAGUGCAGCAGCUGUGCUGGCCUGGGCACCGUCUCCAGUGCCAGCUCGGAGCUCGCCGGCUCCAGCACCACAAGCCAGUCAGGACUGGGGCCUUCCCACAGCUCACCGGCGCCUGAGACCAGGAGCCCAAGCACCAGCAGCCUGGCGGCAUCGGCGUCCCCCCAUGGCUCCCUGGCACCAGGGACCAGCAGCCCUAGCACUGGUAGGCAGGUGGCAUCAGAGCUGCCCCAUGGCUCCCCAGUGCUUGAGGACACCAGCUGCUCUAGCACCCCUGGGCCCGAGCGGGUGCGAGACCGCUCCCGCUUGCAACGUCGGGCCCAAAACCCCUACAGCCGGCCCAGAAGACACCGUGAGAGGAGCCGGGCACCAGCACCGAGUGCUCAGACCAGCACCCCCAGCCAGGUGGCAGCUGGGGUGUCCCACAGCUCCCCAGCACCUGAAGCGAGCAGCCCCAGCCCUGACAGCCAGCUGCCAUCAGGGACCUCCUGCAGCUCUCCAGCACUGCAGAGCAGCAGCCGCUCCAGCACCCCUGGGCCCGAGCGGGUGCGUGACCGCUCCCGCUUGCAACGUCGGGCCCAAAACCCCUACAGCCGGCCCAGACGACACAACGAGACCAGGCGUGCAACAUCGCCAAGUGCUGGCUGCGAUCCCUCUCCACCGGCACAAUAA
Grus americana (Whooping crane) is the source of this 1596-nucleotide messenger RNA. Its product is annotated as PHD finger protein 7-like. The transcript has 8 exons. Gene Ontology annotation, cellular component: nucleus. The coding region runs from base 1 to 1596 and encodes 531 amino acids. The record is from RefSeq and is a predicted model, not a curated record. Lineage: Eukaryota; Metazoa; Chordata; Aves; Gruiformes; Gruidae.